This is a messenger RNA of Cynara cardunculus var. scolymus (artichoke), 587 nucleotides long. Its product is annotated as CEN-like protein 2. Gene Ontology annotation, biological process: vegetative to reproductive phase transition of meristem; negative regulation of flower development. The transcript is spliced from 4 exons. Bases 20 to 544 code for a protein of 174 amino acids. The record is from RefSeq and is a predicted model, not a curated record. Gene Ontology annotation, cellular component: cytoplasm; nucleus. Lineage: Eukaryota; Viridiplantae; Streptophyta; Magnoliopsida; Asterales; Asteraceae.
UUAAGUCUUUCUUUAUAUAAUGGCAAGAAUCACGUCAGAUCCUCUUGUGAUUGGGAGGGUUGUGGGAGAUGUAGUCGACAACUUCACUCCAACUGUUGAGAUGUCUGUAACCUACAACUUAUCAAAGCAAGUUUACAAUGGCCAUGAGCUGUUCCCUUCAUCUGUCACUGCUAAACCUAAGGUUGAUGUUCGUGGUGGUGACAUGAGAUCCUUCUUUACACUGAUUAUGACAGACCCAGAUGUUCCUGGUCCUAGUGAUCCAUAUCUCAGAGAGCACUUGCACUGGAUUGUUACAGACAUUCCAGGCACAACGGAUUCCUCGUUUGGAAAAGAGGUAGUGAGCUAUGAAACACCUAGGCCAAACAUUGGCAUCCACAGGUUUGUGUUUCUGCUUUAUAAGCAAAGGGGAAGGCAGACUGUUACUUGCCCAUCUUCAAGGCGUAGUUUCAACACUCGCAAUUUUGCUCAAGAAAAUCAACUGGGAUCGCCUGUUGCUGCUGUCUUUUUCAACUGUCAAAGGGAAACUGCAGCCAGAAGACGUUAAUUAUUAAUUAGUUAAUUUUAAAUUAAAGACCCAUCCAUGAUGA